This is a messenger RNA of Phascolarctos cinereus (koala), 2237 nucleotides long. Lineage: Eukaryota; Metazoa; Chordata; Mammalia; Diprotodontia; Phascolarctidae. The record is from RefSeq and is a predicted model, not a curated record.
AGGCCGUAGAGGCUACUGAAGCCUGGAGGUUGGCCCGGGGCUUUUUAAGUGACGAGCGGGUGCUGCGAAGGCGCUAAGCUUUGGGGUCUGUGUCGCGGGCUUUUGGGGAGCCCGUUAAAAGCCCUCACAACUGGCUAUUGCUCUUUUCUGACCGCCCCUGGCUUAUCGUCACCCCCGGCGGCAAUGCUUCCUUUGGAGAACGUGGUGCUUUGUCGCGAAUCCCAAGUGUCUACUUUGAUGGCCUUGUUUGGAGAGCGUCAUCAUUUUAGCUUCCCAUCCAUCUUUAUUUAUGGACAUACAGCUAGUGGAAAGACCUAUGUCAUGGAAACUUUGUUGAAAACUUCAGAGCUUCCUCAUGUUAUUGUGAACUGUGUUGAAUGUUUUACCUCAAGGAUACUGUUGGAGCACAUUUUAAACCAGUUAAAUUGUCUCAAUUCUUCAAAAGAUGAAUGUACUUCUUAUAUAGCUUGUGAUUCGUUUAAUGAUUUUGUUCGUUUGUUUAAGAAAGUAACUCAAGAUCAGGGUGUGGAUGAUCAGACUGUAUAUAUUGUGCUGGAUAAAGCAGAAUAUUUAAGGGAAAUGGAAGCAAAUCUACUGCCUGCUUUUCUUAGGUUACAAGAAUUGACCAACAGAAACGUGACUGUUAUCUUUCUCAGUCAAAUUGUCUGGGAAAAGUUUCGACCAAAUACUGGGUGUUUUGAACCAUUCAUCAUGUAUUUCCCUGAUUAUAGCAUAGGGCAUCUUCAAAAGAUUUUGUCCCAUGAUCAUCCUCCAGAGUAUUCAGCUGAUUUCUAUGCAGCCUACAUUAAUAUUCUUCUUGGUGUUUUUUACACUGUCUGCAGAGACCUGAAAGAGCUCAGACAUCUGGCAGCUCUUAACUUUUCUAAAUAUUGUGAACCUGUGGUAAAAGGAGAAGCUAAUGAACGUGAUACCCGUAAACUGUGGAGAAAUAUUGAACCUCAUUUGAAGAAGGCUAUGCAUACCGUGUAUCUCAGGGAGAUAUCAAGUUCACAGUGGGAAAAAUUACAGCACGAUGACACAGAAAUGGGACAAUUGAAAGGUCUUUCUGCACAUGCUCACGUAGAACUUCCAUAUUACUCCAAAUUUAUUCUAAUUGCUGCAUACUUGGCUUCAUACAAUCCAACAAGAACAGAUAAAAGAUUUUUCCUAAAGCAUCACGGAAAAAUCAAGAAAGCUAGUUUAAUGAAAAAACCCGAAAAGACUAGCAAUCAUCUUCUUGGCCCAAAGCCAUUUCCUCUGGACAGAUUGUUAGCAAUAUUAUACAGUAUUGUGGACAGCAGAGUUGCUCCAACUGCAAAUAUCUUCUCCCAGAUUACCUCUCUUGUGAAGCUUCAGCUGUUAACUUUGGUUGGCCAUGAUGACCAGCUUGAUGGACCAAAGUACAAAUGUACUGUGUCUUUAGACUUCGUCAGAGCUAUUGCAAGGACGGUGAACUUCGACAUAAUAAAAUACUUGUAUGAUUUCUUGUGAAAACAAGCUUCCCAGCUUCACAUAUGGACACUGUGACAGUGACUAAGCCAAGCUGUGUUCAUCCAUCACUUAGCUGGCCAGGGAGAGGAGUGUUUUGGCUCUAUUGGAUUUGUCCAAACAGGUGCUGGCCCAGCAUGGCAUCUGAUGAAAAUACUCUGAUUGGUCUGGGUGGAUCUGAGCAGAGGACUAUUUACCAGAGACCCUGGAGUAUUUGGAAGCAAUGUGUUAAUUAUAAACAGCAGGGUUUGAGCACAAUCUGUUCUAUUCUUAAUGAUGUUAUCUUAACACUGAAAUUGCCUGAAACCCAUUUACUUAGAACUGCAUUUUGCCUUGUGAACUAUCCCCUGCGCUUUGAACGUGCCAGCAGCCCUUGUUUAUAUGCCCAGUUUUUUCACUUCCUCUCUGCAGGAGUCUUUGCAAUUGCCUGCCAAAGCAGCUUUUUCCUAAGGCCACCAUUUUCAAAAAUUGGAAUUGUGAAAUGUAAUAAAUGUAAGGUUAUAUCUAAAUCCUAAUGGGUAUAUAUGUUUUUCUGUGUAGGUCAUAAUUUUCUCAGAACAGAAGGUAGUUUUCAUAGGAUGUAGAUCAACUUUGCAUCUCUGACAAAUUGUCGUUACUGCCAACCUGGAAAGUGCUUGUGUGAUACUUAUCUGGACACCCACUUGCAAUUAACUGUCCAAACUAGGGCUUUAUUAAUGUGAUUAGCUUUUGUUUUUAACCACUGGCUAUUAAAAUUUUUACAAUUAAAA